Messenger RNA from Drosophila albomicans, 4891 nucleotides. It is a transcript of the gene ush, whose product is annotated as zinc finger protein ush. Gene Ontology annotation, biological process: positive regulation of transcription by RNA polymerase II; heart development; negative regulation of transcription by RNA polymerase II. Lineage: Eukaryota; Metazoa; Arthropoda; Insecta; Diptera; Drosophilidae. Gene Ontology annotation, cellular component: nucleus. The coding region runs from base 525 to 4259 and encodes 1244 amino acids. The transcript is spliced from 8 exons. The record is from RefSeq and is a predicted model, not a curated record. Gene Ontology annotation, molecular function: RNA polymerase II-specific DNA-binding transcription factor binding.
ACGACAGGCAGACAGACGGACAGACAGCAGGCAGAGAGACAGCACAAAAUUUCAUUACUCAGCGCCUGCUCAACUCUCGUCUCGUGUCGUCGCUCGACUCUCGCUGCUCUCCGCUCUCCACACUCUCCACUCUCCGCUCUCUGCUCUGCCGUCUCGAAUGCCGUCGACUGCUCUGCUCUGCUUUGGGCUGCGUUUGUCAGUUUGCCGUAGAACGCGAAGCGAGCAGCAACGAACGAACGAAGCUCGACACUACGCCGCGAAUGCCGAAAGCAGAGUCGUAGAGUCAAUCACUCAAUCAACAGCGCAGUCAAUCAACGCGAGUGAGUGCCAAGUGAAUAUGUGAAUAUGAAUAUUGUGAGUGCAAUCGAAAAUGCGCCAAGUGCCACGAAAGAAAUGAGCAAGUAAAACUAAGAAAAAAGUGAGGCAAAACAUUUGUUGCCAGCCACCCCUCCCCCUACAACUCCCCCACUCUUAAAGCCCCCAUUCAACGUCAAAGUGGAUACAAGAAGCGUUGACUAAUAGCCAUGAUCAGCACUCAAACAACAACAACAGCAGCAGCAGCAGCAACAAAAGGAGAUUGUUCCGAUACCACAGAAGAGAUGACCGUCGACAGCAGAGAUUCCAAAGAUUUAGGUUCACACGAACUGAGCGAGGAGAAGGAGCAGCAGCACGACUUCGAGGAGCUGCCAGAAGAGGAGGAGGACGAACAUCCUAGCGAGGAGAACCAAACAAGCAACCACAGCUCCGACCAGCCCAUGGAGACUGACAUGGACCAAGUGGAGGCAGAAGAUGCCGAUCACGAGGAGCAGCAACAGCAGCAGAAGGAGGCUGACAACUCGACGACACCGCCGCGCAGUCCGACGCCGCAGCUGGUGCCAAAGCUGGAGCGGAUGGAGCAGCCAGCCACACCGCCAUCAGCAGCAGCCACGCCCAGUCCCCCGCCCACACCCACACCUAUAACUGCUGCGCUACCGAAGCUGCGGCUUAAUGCAUUGUUAGCCUCGGAUCCAGCGCUCAAACCCGACGCCAAGGAGCUCAAUCUGGCCGAUGCUCGGCUGCUCGCUCCACCACCGCAGCUGUCCAAGCCGGAGCCGUCAUCUUCUCAGAGUCUAGCUGAGGCAGCCAGCAGCAAUCUCGUUGAGCCGCUGCUGAAGCCGGCGCGCUUCAUGUGCUUGCCCUGUGGAAUUGCCUUCAGUUCUCCAUCGACCCUGGAGGCGCAUCAGGCUUACUACUGCUCACAUCGCAACAAGGAGACGGACGAGGAGGCCGGCUCGGGCGAUAAGCUGUCAGCUGCGGGAGGCGGUGGCGCCGCUGGCACCGGGAACAGCAACAACAAUGGCGGAGGAAGCAGCUCGGAGCCACCGGCGAAGGUGGCGCGCACAGGAAAGCAAUAUGCGUGCACUCAGUGCUCCUACAGUGCCGACAAGAAGGUCUCCCUCAACAGGCACAUGCGCAUGCAUCAGACCUCGCCAGCUCCCAGCCUGCCCAGCCUCGCCGGCCUGACUGCCAAUGGCGUGGCAGCUGUCGGAGGAGUCGGAGUGGGAGUUGGAGGUGCUAGCGGAGUCGCGGCGGGUUCGCUCGAGGAGAGCUCUAGUCAACAAAUCGAUCGCUAUUGCAGCGACUGUGAUAUCCGCUUCAACAACAUCAAGACCUAUCGCGCCCACAAGCAGCACUACUGCAGCUCCCGCCGCAACGACGGUCAGCUCACACCCAAGCCCGAGGCAGGCGUCGGUUCAGGCUCAUCCGGCACUCCCGGCACAGCCACCCCGGUCGGUGCUGGCAAACUGAGUGGAGCGCACAGUCCACAGUCGCGGAACAAGACCCCGACUCCCGCCAUGGUGGCUGCUGCCGCCGCCGCUGCAGCUGCUGCUGCCUCGUUGCAGGUGACGCCGCCACAGCCCUUCCUGGCACUGCCCACCAACCCGAUCAUAAUUGUGCCCUGCUCGCUUAUCCGCGCAGCCAGCCUCAUUCCGGGACCGCUGACCACCUCGACUUCGGGCAUCGUCAACCCGGAGUCCACUUGCUUCACCCUCGACAACGGCGCCUUGAAGCCGCUGGCCACAGCACUCAACAUCAAUGCGUUGGCCGGAAAUGUGACUCCGACGCCGCCAAUGCCCAGCAGCAAUCAGCAACCGAUUCCUGCCCUGGAACCAGAGCGUCAGUCAGCAAGCAACAGCGAAGCUGAGACCAAGAGCAGUCCCACUGAGCCCAAGCGCAAGGAAGCGGGAGGAGGCGCCACUCGCGAGUCUACCCCACUGGAUCUCUCCCUGCGUCGUUCUCCUAUCUCGGCGCUGUUGCAGCGUCAGCGUCUCGUGCGCUCCGCUGCCGCAUUGCUCGAGGCAGAGGAGGCGCUCUUGGCUGCUGCAGGCAAAGAGAACCUGGAGAGCGGUGGUAGCGUUACCCCCGAGCAGAUUGUGUGUGCUCCCUCGUUGCCCAGCAGUCCCUCGAUGAGUCCCUCGCCCAAACGACGGGUCGUGAGUCCUCGCAGCUCCGGCGCUGGCAGCGCUGCCUCCAUGUCGCCGCCCACUCUGGGCGUAGGUGUAGGUGUGCCACAUCUGCUGGAGAAUUUGCCACCGCUGCGCUCCAUGCUGCCUGCGGACUUUGCGCUCUCCGAGUCCCUGCUGGCCAAGACCAACCCUGAGUUGGCGCUCAAGCUGGCUGCCGCUGCCGCAGCGGCUGUGGCAGGCAGCAGCACUGCGGAGCUGGCCAGCAAACUGGGCUUCCCCACUGCACCUGGAGCCGGAAGCAACGCUCCAGCUGCGGCGACAGCCAAUGCGCCAAGUGCACAGCCACAGAUCUAUGUGAAGCAGGGCGUGUCCAAGUGCAAAGAGUGCAAUAUUGUCUUCUGCAAGUACGAGAACUAUUUGGCCCACAAGCAGCACUAUUGCUCCGCCCGCAACCAGGAGUCGGGCGAGGGCGAUGCCAAGAGCGCCAGCUCGCCGCCAAGCGGAGCAGCGACAGCGCAAGUUGGAGCUGGAGUGGGAGGAGCUGCCUCCGCGGCAGAGACUACGCCGGUGGCGUAUCAGCAGCUGAUCUGCGCUGCCUGUGGCAUUAAGUACACAUCGCUGGACAAUCUGCGUGCGCAUCAGAAUUACUAUUGCCCCAAGGGUGGCGCAGCAGCCACACCAGUUGCUGAUCCCCCACAGCUGCCCAAGGAAAAGUGCGGCAAGUGCAAGACACUUCACGAACUUGGCCAACCCUGUCCACCUCCGGCUGCUCCCCAGCUGCCUCCACUUGCGGCAACCGCGGCCGCGUCGGGCGCCUCCUCGAACAGUGUCAACAAGUGUCCCGUCUGUGGUGUUAUUAGUCCUACAGCAGCGUUGGCCAGGAAGCACAUGGAGAUGCAUGGCACAGUGAAGGCGUUCCGCUGCAGCAUUUGCCAGUACAAGGGCAACACGUUGCGUGGCAUGCGCACUCACAUUCGCACCCAUUUCGACAAGAAGACGAGCGACGUGAACGAGGAGCACUACAUGACUUGCAUCUUCGAGGAGGAUGCAGCUGCCGCGGCUGCUGCUGCUGCGGCUGCAGCUGUUGCUGCGACUCCCGUUGGACUCGGUUUGGAUGUGCCGGUUGUGGCCUCGCCUCAGGAGCAACUGGAGCAGCAGCAGCACGCGCAACAUCCGCCACAGAUCUUCAAUUGCGACUACUGCAACUAUGCGUCUAGCUACAAAGGCAACGUGCUGCGCCACAUGAAGUUGCUGCAUCCACACGUGGCCAUCAACUCGCCCUCGAUUUCGCCAGAGACGCGGGACCAAGAAAUCAAUCCGCAUGCCGAAGUGGCGCUCGUCAAUGGCGAUCGCGAUUGCUCAUCAGUAGCCAGUUUCCACAUUAAAUCGGAGCCUCUAGAGCAACCACCCGUGGCAGCAACGCUGAGCUUGGUGCAUGACAACAACAACUCACCCAUUGGCACACCACACACUCACAUCAAGGCCGAACCUCAGGACAUAGGCAUGGAUGUAUCGCCUCCUUCGCUGCCGCCACCGCCAGUGUCGAACUCGCCGCUGGGAAACAGCGCAGCGGCCGAGGCCAUGAAGAAGUACUGCUCCACCUGCGACAUAUCCUUCAACUAUGUCAAGACCUAUCUGGCCCACAAGCAGUUCUACUGCAAGAGCAAGAUGCAUCGUCCCGAGGCCAACGAUAGCCCCAGUCCCAAUCACAUGAAUCACAAUCACCUGGGUGCCACUGUACCGCUGCAGUCGCCCAGCGAGCUGCUGCUGCUCCAGAAGAACAAGGAGAAUCUACAGGAGGCGGCCAUUUGAGAGAGCCAGCUGAUGUGGGAGGCGCAGCGCAAGCAGCUCGAAUGGUACUACAAGUGCUUCUAAGUGAAGAGAAGUCGCUUGCCCUCCAAUCGAAAGUAUUCGCAGAGAAUCUCCCUUCCAACACAUGAACGAUGCUUGCGUGCACAAGUAAAGAUAAAGAUGCAGAUAGAAAUGCAGCAGAUACUUAUAUAGAACCACUAUUCGUAUAAACUUAUAGUAGAAAUCAUGACAUAUAAUGCAUGCCAAAGCUUACCACUUAGACAGAAACUACAUUGAGUGCAAGAAACUACAAGUUUUCACAUAUACAUACGAUACAUACACCUAUAUAUACAUACAUAAAUACAUAUAUCUAGAUAUAGAAUCUUUAGGGAGCAACUUUCGUUCUCUGAUCCCACGCUAGGAGCACGUCACCCACACUCGGGUGCUGCUGUGGUGAAUAAUCCUAUAGAUCCAAUAUACGACUAAUAAUUAUAUUAUAUUAACGCUAAAGAGAGUGUGCCCCAUAAUUUAACAAUAAACUGUAUAAUUUAAAUAUAUAUAAUUAACAUUUAACACGUAUGCAUAUACAUGUAUGUAUAUGUGGUUACAUUUAUGCUUAUACAUUAAGAGUGUGCGACAAUAAAACUAAUUAA